Delphinapterus leucas (beluga whale) is the source of this 2395-nucleotide messenger RNA. The record is from RefSeq and is a predicted model, not a curated record. NCBI's taxonomy places the organism in Eukaryota, Metazoa, Chordata, Mammalia, Artiodactyla, Monodontidae.
GAUGUGGCCGGCCGGCGUGUAAACACUUGGAGCAGCAGCGGCCGCGGCCGCCCCGGCCCGGGGCAGUGAGCAAGCCAGCCGAGACCUUCCCGCCGCUGCCAUGGCCGAAGUGCGCAAAUUCACCAAGCGGCUCAGCAAGCCCGGCACGGCGGCCGAGCUCCGACAGAGCGUGUCGGAGGCCGUGCGGGGCUCCGUAGUGCUGGAAAAGACCAAAGUUGUUGAGCCCUUGGACUAUGAGAAUGUUAUCGCCCAAAGAAAAACCCAGAUUUACAGCGACCCCCUCCGAGAUCUGCUUAUGUUUCCAAUGGAAGAUAUAUCUAUCUCGGUGAUAAGUCGUCAACGCAGAACGGUGCAGUCCACUGUACCAGAAGAUGGUGAGAAGAGGGCCCAGAGUUUGUUUGUCAAAGAGUGUAUUAAAACUUAUAGCACAGAUUGGCAUGUGGUAAACUACAAGUAUGAAGACUUCUCUGGGGACUUUCGAAUGUUGCCAUGCAAAUCUCUGCGACCGGAAAAGAUUCCCAAUCAUGUAUUUGAGAUUGAUGAGGACUGUGAGAAGGAUGAGGAUUCCUCAUCUUUAUGUUCUCAGAAGGGCGGUGUGAUAAAACAAGGCUGGUUGCAUAAAGCCAAUGUAAAUAGCACCAUCACGGUUACCAUGAAGGUGUUCAAGAGACGGUAUUUUUACUUAACUCAGCUUCCUGAUGGUUCGUAUAUUCUCAAUUCCUAUAAAGAUGAGAAAAAUUCAAAAGAAUCUAAAGGUUGCAUCUACUUGGACGCCUGCAUUGAUGUUGUUCAGUGCCCCAAAAUGCGCCGUCAUGCUUUCGAACUCAAGAUGUUAGAUAAGUAUAGCCAUUAUCUGGCUGCUGAAACUGAGCAGGAAAUGGAGGAAUGGUUGAUAACUUUGAAAAAGAUUAUUCAGAUCAAUACCGACAGUUUAGUGCAAGAGAAAAAGGAGACGGUAGAGACAGCACAAGAUGAUGAAACUAGCAGCCAAGGAAAAGCCGAGAACAUCAUGGCCAGUUUGGAACGGAGCAUGCAUCCGGAACUGAUGAAGUAUGGAAGAGAAACUGAACAGCUGAACAAACUCAGUAGAGGAGAUGGAAGACAGAACCUCUUUUCUUUUGACUCGGAAGUUCAGAGGUUGGACUUUUCCGGAAUUGAACCUGAUAUAAAGCCAUUUGAGGAAAAGUGCAAUAAACGUUUCCUGGUAAAUUGCCAUGAUUUAACGUUCAAUAUCCUGGGUCAAGUUGGAGACAAUGCAAAAGGACCACCCACAAACGUUGAACCCUUUUUUAUAAAUCUUGCCUUAUUUGAUGUGAAGAACAAUUGUAAGAUUUCAGCUGACUUCCACGUAGACCUGAAUCCCGCAUCUGUCCGUGAAAUGCUGUGGAGCCCUUCAACCCAACUGGCUAGUGAUGGAAACUCAAGAGGUUCUUCACCGGAGUCUUUCAUUCAUGGAAUUGCUGAAUCUCAGUUACGCUACAUAAGGCAGGGAAUUUUCUCAGUGACGAAUCCACAUCCUGAAAUUUUCCUGGUCGCGAGAAUUGAAAAGGUGCUCCAGGGAAACAUCACGCACUGUGCGGAACCCUACAUCAAAAAUUCCGACCCGGCAAAGACAGCCCAGAAGGUGCACAGGACAGCUAAGCAAGUGUGUAGCCGCCUUGGACAAUACAGAAUGCCCUUUGCUUGGGCUGCCAGACCCAUUUUCAAAGAUGUUCAAGGUUCUCUGGACCUGGAUGGGAGAUUUUCUCCUUUGUAUAAACAAGACAGUAGCAAGCUUUCAAACGAAGACAUUCUCAAGUUGCUCUCAGAAUACAAGAAGCCAGAGAAGACCAAAUUGCAGAUUAUUCCUGGGCAGCUAAACAUCACAGUAGAAUGCGUUCCUGUGGAUUUAUCAAACUGUAUUACGUCUUCAUAUGUGCCCCUGAAGCCUUUUGAAAAGAAUUGUCAAAAUAUUACUGUGGAAGUUGAAGAGUUUGUGCCAGAAAUGACAAAAUAUUGUUAUCCAUUUACCGUUUACAAAAACCAUCUAUAUGUAUACCCCUUGCAGUUAAAAUACGAUAGCCAGAAAACAUUUGCCAAGGCAAGGAACAUCGCGGUCUGUGUGGAAUUCCGGGAUUCGGAUGAAAGCGACGCUAGCGCUGUAAAGUGUAUUUAUGGAAAACCUGCGGGGCCUGUUUUUACCACAAACGCUUAUGCUGUUGUAUCGCAUCACAACCAAAAUCCAGAGUUCUAUGAUGAGAUUAAAAUUGAGCUUCCCAUUCACCUGCAUCAAAAACAUCAUUUGCUUUUCACUUUUUAUCAUGUAAGCUGUGAAAUUAACACAAAGGGAACAACCAAAAAGCAGGAUACAGUUGAAACUCCAGGUACGUGUGCUCUUUAAAUGCCUCUCUCUAGA